CGAAGCAGCUCGCCGCCGCAUCUUCCAACGGUGCUCUGCGGCGCCGAUGAGUGCUUGAUACGGCGGCUGGUUGAGGUUGCGGCUCCGACGUACAGUAAGUCAAAAUUAUCCAGGUGUGGCAUGGUUUUAUUCUUUUAUGUGAAGAUCGAGUCAUUCCCAAGUGGAUUAAGUAAUGAUUUCUAGUUCCCCUAUGUCUGCUGUUUGAUUUCAUGGAAUUUCAUACGCAUCAUGCUAGGGCUCAUUGAAUAUUGGGUUCCUGAAAGUGAAUUGAGCACUGGCCAUGUUUGAUCAUAGGGGAUUAAGCACUCUUUUUGGUGAGCGACUGACUUGCUUAAUUAUACUCUGUUUCAGGGAAAGAAAGCCCGUUUUUCACUCGUGGGGAGGCUGCAAGGCAACAAGCUUGGGAAAUGCAGAAUAACCAAGAGGACACAAACUACAACAAGUAGUUCAACGGCAGAGGAGGAAAGGUUAGAUUCAUGCCAGAGAAAGAAGCCAAUGAAAAUAGCGAUCCCGACGUCGCGCCAAUUGCUCGGCUCCAGCCACUGAACUGGAUCCGCCGGCGGCAACACUUCAAUUUCAUGCAGACUCCAGAACAGAGGUGCACUUCUCCGGCGUUGAGAAACACAGCCACAGGUCGUGCGGUGGGCACGGGUCAUGCACACCUCGCACGGCAGGACGCCGCACCGCUUCCCCAUGGCGGCCACAAGUGCGUCCGCCUUCAUCAAAUCGCCACCAUCUCCAUCAGCACGUGCCCACGGGACAUCCAUGGACGGCGUCCGCGCGAGGAGCACAUGGCCUGUCACUGGGCGGAGACAGGGCUCUCCCCGCCGCGCCACCUCCGCCCGAGGAGCAAGCUGCGGCUCGGGCCACCGGCGGAGACGGGUGGGGGAGGCACGACUUGGUAGCCACCGGCGACGGGAGGUGGAUAGGCGCCGAGGUUGCUGCCGUCGCCGUCGACGGAACUAUGUGUCACGGUGGCGCCGCCCAUCGCCCAUCGUGCGGGAUCAUUCGUGGUGGACCGCUAUUUGGGGAAGCUAGGAAUUGCGGCUUGCUUUGACCAGGAGACGACCAGAUUUUCUGACCGCGGGCCCUCUUUGUUGACAUGGCUGACGUGCACGUCGCCGCGUACGCGAGAAGUAGGCGCAUACGUAGCUCAGGACUGGUUGCACGAGUUGCAGGGCCGUAUUGACAUCGUAUUGUCAAGUUUAGGGAUCGUAUGGAAUCAGUUUC
This is a messenger RNA of Triticum aestivum (bread wheat), 1230 nucleotides long. RefSeq lists its product as uncharacterized. NCBI's taxonomy places the organism in Eukaryota, Viridiplantae, Streptophyta, Magnoliopsida, Poales, Poaceae. The transcript is spliced from 2 exons. The record is from RefSeq and is a predicted model, not a curated record. The coding region runs from base 477 to 905 and encodes 142 amino acids.